CAACCCUCACACAAAAAAUUUACUGGAUUCCUUCCAAGAGUGUGGAGGUAAACUAAGCGAAACCCUCUAACAAAUUAACCAUCUCAAGAAAUCCAACAACCCCCCAUCUCAAUCUUGAACAUUCGCUCUUCGACAACCGACAACCCGCACCGAUUAGCGAAACGUCUUGAGCAUCACAAAAACCGCAAUCAUGGCUGACGACCCCGACUACAACGCUGAGGAGGCCGCUGAGCUCAAGAAGCGCCGUCAGUUCCGCAAGUUUUCCUACCGAGGAAUCGACCUUGAUGCCCUUCUUGACCUCUCCUCCGAUCAACUACGUGAUGUCGUUCACUCCCGUGCCCGCCGUCGGAUCAACCGGGGUCUUAAGCGCAAGCCCAUGGGCCUGAUCAAGAAGCUCCGCAAGGCCAAGCAGGAGGCCAAGCCCAACGAGAAGCCCGACCUCGUCAAGACACACCUGCGAGACAUGAUCGUUGUCCCCGAGAUGAUUGGCAGCGUUAUCGGCAUCUACUCCGGCAAGGAGUUCAACCAGGUCGAAAUCCGACCGGAGAUGGUCGGCCAUUACCUGGGCGAAUUCUCCAUCUCAUACAAGCCUGUCAAGCACGGUAGACCCGGUAUCGGUGCUACUCACUCUUCUCGUUUCAUUCCCCUCAAGUAAACGUGUGGAAAAUGGAGGGUAUUUGCACUUGCAUUCACGGAUUGGGCGAACGGAAUGGUUCUUUUCGGUAGAUAGGCGAUGACCAUCAACCGACAUGGAUGCGCUGCAUGAUAAUGAAUGAAAUCAUAUUGCGCAUAACAAACACUAAUGGAAUCCGGCCGUGACUUGAACUGGUCUGACUGGUUUGCCUGCUUUGGCAUCCAUGUAUUCGAGUGAACUCUCCUAGGUAUAAUAUGCGUGCCGAAUUAGCCACAAGGGCCAUGAAACUCAGUGUACCAAUGCUACUCUUGCUUAGAUCAUUCCACCAUCUAUCUACGUCC
Molecule: messenger RNA, 975 nt
Organism: Annulohypoxylon truncatum
Lineage: Eukaryota; Fungi; Ascomycota; Sordariomycetes; Xylariales; Hypoxylaceae
Product: 40S ribosomal protein S15
Exons: 4
Coding region: 191-655 (154 amino acids)
Biological process (GO): ribosomal small subunit assembly; translation
Cellular component (GO): cytosolic small ribosomal subunit; ribosome
Molecular function (GO): structural constituent of ribosome; RNA binding
Source: RefSeq, a predicted model, not a curated record